Periophthalmus magnuspinnatus is the source of this 810-nucleotide messenger RNA. RefSeq names its product transmembrane protein 60-like. The transcript has a single exon. Lineage: Eukaryota; Metazoa; Chordata; Actinopteri; Gobiiformes; Gobiidae. The record is from RefSeq and is a predicted model, not a curated record. The coding region runs from base 97 to 501 and encodes 134 amino acids.
UUGGUCUUACCCUGCUUUGCCCACUGCUCCAGUUGUAACCCUCACCCCCCUCCUUCUCCUGGUGUAGGUGAACCUGGCAGUGUGCCCUAUUUGUAGAUGAAGAUGUCAUUGGCCCAGCGCGUCCUCCUUUCCUGGAUCUUUGCUCUCAUGUUCCUCAUCAUGUUGGUACUAAAACUGGACUCCAAAAUCGACUGGAACUGGUUUCUGAUCUUCCUCCCUGUGUGGAUUUUUGACACUGUCCUCAUCCUCAUGCUGGUAGUAAAGAUGGCGGGGCGGUGCAAGGCAGACUUUGAGCCGCGGGAGGGCGAGCAGAGCCUGGUGCGGAGGUUGUGGUACCUGAUGGCUCUGCUGUUGAAGCUGGCAUUUUGUCUGUUUCUGUGCUGCAGACUGGAGAGGCUGACAGACAUGUGGGUCAGCGUGGUGUGUGUACCGCUCUGGGUGCUGCUGGGAGGGGCGCUGGUGGAGCUAGGACAUAGUGUUUUCCACUUCAGGAGAGACUGAGCAAGGUUAAUACAAACUGUCCCACUUGCCAUACUAUGGAAAGACUUACGUUUCAUGCAUCUUAUACUAAGAAGACAUAGACUCCAACAUGUUGCAGGAUCACAAAUGUUACACAUGAUGGUGAUGGUCAUAGGAAUCUUCACGAUUUUAAGGACAAUCUGACAGUGGUGGAGUCACUCUAUUUAAGUAUUAAAGGUCUUUAUUGGCACAUAUUUUGGUUCUAGUAGGCUCACAACAUCUACAAUUUAAUGUAAUAAUUUCAGGUGGAUGGCACUGACAGUGAAAUAAAAACUGGGAAAUGGGAUAUUC